This is a messenger RNA of Paramisgurnus dabryanus, 1912 nucleotides long. The record is from RefSeq and is a predicted model, not a curated record. NCBI's taxonomy places the organism in Eukaryota, Metazoa, Chordata, Actinopteri, Cypriniformes, Cobitidae.
UCCAUUUGCCUGUUUUCCCCCACCCUAACAGUACGAACUUGCCAUAACUGGAUCCCGCGGAAAUGGACCUAUCCUGGUCUGACUACAGAAGCUGCCAAGCGCAUGUCCUGUUCGGCCUCCGGCAGAAGGGGGCCAAUGUGAAGGAUUUCGCUAUGGACUUUUUGAGAUCUGCCAAGUACUCCGGCUUCAACGAGGCAGAGUUAAAGGUAAUUUUCAACAGCUGCCUCGACAAGCCCCUCACUACGGCAGAGCAAAGGACCCUGAAACCCCUGGGCUUCCCGGAUACAGUGGAGUACUUGAUGAACCGUGAAGAGCCAGGGGAUUCUACUGACACACCUCAUCCUGUCCCUUUGCCUUCCAUCCCGGAGGGCUGUGUUGUCGGGGUGAUGACCCAGGAGUUCUCUGCGCCCUCCACAUCGAGUCCGGUAAGCUCCGCCCCGCCAGUCAGCCUUCGGGGUAAAAGAGAGCGAAGAGUGUCCUGGGAAUCUGCAUCGGAAGGGUCUUCUACCGAGCCUAUUGUUCCCACCACACCACCUCCUGCCAUCGCUCUCACUGCACCGCGCCCAAAGAAGAAGAAGAGGAAGAAGGGCUCCUCCGCUCUUCAGCCAGCUGCCACCCCUCAGUCCGCUGAUAAGCAGCAGCCUCUGCCUUCGCCGGUGCAGCCUCAGCCAGGGUCUAUCCAGCCUGUGUCGUCUCCGCAGCCGUCCGCUGCGCUCCCUGUCAUUGAUCCUGUGUCGUCUCUGCAGCCGCCCGCUGCACCCCCCGUCAUUGUCUCUGCCUCGUCUCCGCUGCCGUCUGCAGCGGCUCCUGUGACUAUUCCUGUCUCGCCUCCGCAGCCGUCCGCUGCGCCCCCUGUCACAGUCUCCAUGUCGUCUUCGCUGCCGGACGCAGCGCCCCCUGUCAUUGUCACUGUCUCCAUGUCGUCUCCGCCGCCAGACGCGGCGCCCCCUGUCAUUGUCCCUGCCUCGUCUCCGCUGCCGGCCGCAGCGCCCCCUGUCACUGUUCCUGUUUCCCCUCAGCCUGUAAACCCUGACCUAGUUGUUCCUGCCUUGCCCCAAGCUGUUUCCUCCCCACGGAACCCUGUUAGGCCUGCCCGGCCUCCACGUACCCAACCCUCAGCUACUCCCCGGGGUCAGAAGGCUCGCCCAGUUCCCAGUCCCAUCCCUCCUCCUGUGAACGUUGUUGUUCCCCCGCCCCCCCUCCCUUGUUUGUUGUUCUUGUUGUCCCACCCGAAUCCUCUAGUUGUUCUGUCUUGUCUUCCCUUGUUAGUGUUUGUCAUGUUUUCGUGGGUGCUGUCCAGUGUCCAGUCUGUCUUGUCCUGUGUCUCUCCUUGAGGGCCGCCAGGUGGCGUCCCUUGAGGGGAGGGUCCUGUGAGGACUCUGCCAUAAUCUGGUUUGGUAAUUAUAUCUAGUUGUGUAUGGCAGGGUCCUGACAGUACAAUGUUUUGUGUGGGAGAACGUGGUUUUGAUAUUGUCAUAUCAGACCACGUUUUUCCCAUGUCUUGUGACUUUUCCCCGCUCCCUUGUAUUCUCUUGUCAUUGUGUGUUAUUUUUCCCCCGCUCCCUUGCAUUUUCCAGUCUUUGUUUUUAUGUCUUGUUUAGUCUAGUGUUCUGUUCAUGCAUAUAUAUAUUUAUAUAUAUUUAUAUAUUUAUAUAUGUUUAUAUAUAUAUAAAUAUAUUUAUGGUUUUGUCUUGUUGGUACUGUGGUUGUCUUGUGUUUGUAUGUGUUUUACAGGUUCACGUGUGCUUCCCUCACAGGUGUUCCUGUUCAGUGUGAUUGCCUCCUCUCGUCUUCCUCACCUGUUGCUUGUUAUCCUCUCGUCUGAUCUGUGUAUUUAAUCCCUGUGUGUCUAGUGUGUCUUUGCAAGUUCGUUUGUCAAUAUCAGUUUGUCAAUGUCAGUACUGUGUAUGUA